Messenger RNA from Symbiodinium sp. CCMP2592, 576 nucleotides. NCBI's taxonomy places the organism in Eukaryota, Dinophyceae, Suessiales, Symbiodiniaceae. The record is from the annotation of a GenBank genome assembly.
AUGAAGGUUUCUGCCGAGGCCUUCAGAGAUCUGAAGGUGAUUUGCAUCACGGAAGAGGAGAAUGGACUGUCUGAGGACACUAUCGCGUUGACUCGAAGCUUUAUCGUGCGCAUGGUUGAACACAAGGUGGAUGCUUGUGGCAGCAUCUUCAUAUGGGCAGAGCUGGACACGAUGCCCAGGAAACUGUGGGGCAUCCAGCGGAUGCUUUGGAAGAAUCUCUGCCUGUUGGUGUCGCCAGUUGAAGGGAUGAGUGCCGAGCUUCAGCCGUACUUUGCAGUCGAGUGGCCCAAGACGUGCCAGUACUGGACUUGGAAAGACGUUAAGAAGAUGCUUGCGAGCCGCGAGCGUCCUGUGAUCACCAGCUUCGUUGAUGGCUGUGCUGUCGGCAUGAUUGGAGCAGAUGGAGCAUUGAUUCACAAGCGUUGGCGUGUGGACACCGACUUCGAGCCACUUGCUUGCGCGUUGAACAGCAUCCGUUGCACCAAGGACCAUGUUCAUUCCGAGAACUUCAAUCUUCGCGAGACGCAGCACUACCCUGUUGCCUUGUGCGACAAAGUGUUGCAAUCUUUGAAGUGA